UCGUUCAGGGUAGGGCCGUGGAGCUCCUCUCGCGAGAUUUGCCGCGCUCUCGUGUUGUUGUGGUGGUGAAGAUGGCGGCAGGCGCAGAGGCCCCGGACUCCUGGUAUCUCGCUCUGCUCGGUUUCGCCGAACAUUUCCGAACCUCCAGUCCUCCCAAAAUCCGCUUGUGUGUGCACUGCCUGCAGGCCGUCUUCCAGUUCAAGCCCCCGCAGAGAGUGGAGGCCCGCACGCACCUGCAGCUCGGCUCGGUGCUCUACCACCACACGAAGAACAGCGAGCUGGCCCGCACGCACCUCGAGAAAGCGUGGUUCAUCUCACAGCAAGUAGCACAGUUUGAGGAUGUUAAGUUUGAGGCGGCGAGUCUCCUGUCAGAGCUGUACUGCCAGCAGAAUAUGAAGUCCGAUAUUGCACAUGAUGAUGAUAGCAUGCACUGGAUGUUGUUGCAGCAACUGCACACGCUGGAGAAGGACCUGGUGUCGGCCUGCGAUCUGCUGGGGGUCGGCGCUGAGUACGCCAGAGUCGUGGGAUCUGAAUACACCAGAGCUCUCUUCCUGUUGAGCAAAGGCAUGCUGCUGCUGAUGGAGCGCAAGCUGCAGGAGGUUCAUCCGCUCCUGACUCUCUGCGGACAGAUCGUGGAAACCUGGCAGGGAAACCCCAUCCAGAAGGAGUCGCUGCGUGUGUUCUUCCUGGUGCUGCAGGUCACGCAUUACCUGGACGCCGGACAGGUGAAGAGCGUGAAGCCGUGUCUGAAGCAGCUGCAGCAGUGCAUCCAGACCAUCUCCACGCUCCACGAUGAUGAGAUCCUGCCCAGUAACUCGGCCGAUCUCUUCCACUGGCUGCCCAAAGAGCACAUGUGUGUCCUCGUCUACCUGGUGACGGUCAUGCACUCGAUGCAGGCUGGGUAUCUGGAGAAAGCCCAGAAAUACACUGAUAAAGCCCUCAUGCAGCUGGAGAAGCUGAAGAUGCUGGACUGCAGUCCCAUCCUGUCCUCGUUUCAAGUCAUUCUGCUGGAGCACAUCAUCAUGUGUCGUCUGGUGACGGGACACAAGGCCACAGCGCUGCAGGAGAUCUCUCAGGUGUGUCAGCUCUGUCAGCAGUCUCCACGGCUCUUCUCCAAUCACGCGGCUCAGCUCCACACGCUGCUGGGUUUGUACUGUAUCUCUGUUAACUGUAUGGAUAACGCUGAGGCCCAGUUCACUACAGCGCUGCGGCUCACCUCCCAUCAGGAGCUGUGGGCGUUCAUCGUCACUAACCUGGCGAGUGUGUACAUCAGGGAGGGAAACAGACAUCAGGAGCUGUACAAUCUAUUAGAGCGGAUAAACCCGGACCACAACUUCCCCGUCAGUUCUCACUGUCUGCGCGCCGCUGCCUUCUACAUCCGAGGCCUUCUGUCCUUCUUCCAGGGACGCUACAAUGAAGCCAAGCGUUUCCUGCGCGAGACGCUGAAGAUGUCCAAUGCGGAGGAUCUGAACCGUCUGACGGCCUGCUCUCUGGUGCUGCUGGGACACAUAUUCUACGUGCUGGGGAACCACAGAGAGAGCAACAACAUGGUGGUUCCUGCGAUGCAGCUGGCCAGUAAAAUCCCAGACAUGUCUGUGCAGCUCUGGUCAUCGGCUCUGCUCAAGGAUCUCAAUAAGGCCUGCGGGAACUCCAUGGACGCGCAUGAGGCUGCACAGAUGCACCAGAACUUCUCCCAGCAGCUCCUGCAGGAUCACAUCGCCGCCUGCAGCCUUCCAGAACACAACCUCAUCAGUUGGACUGAAGGCCCUCCACCUGUGCAGAUUCAAGCUCAGAACGGACCCACCACCAGCCUGGCCAGCCUGCUUUAAACACACACACACACACACACGCUGUACAUACAGGUCAUCCACACACUCACAC
Messenger RNA from Sinocyclocheilus rhinocerous, 1881 nucleotides. RefSeq names its product MAU2 sister chromatid cohesion factor (gene mau2). Gene Ontology annotation, biological process: mitotic sister chromatid cohesion. The transcript is spliced from 20 exons. The record is from RefSeq and is a predicted model, not a curated record. Bases 72 to 1829 code for a protein of 585 amino acids. Gene Ontology annotation, molecular function: protein binding. NCBI's taxonomy places the organism in Eukaryota, Metazoa, Chordata, Actinopteri, Cypriniformes, Cyprinidae.